AUGGUCCCAGGGGGCUAUGGGGGUGGGGGCUACGCAGCUAACUGGCAUUUUAUUAGUGAGAAUAGUGGCGCAGGGAGCGGAGGCGGCCAAACAUGUGUCAAAUUCGAUAAAAACGAUCUCUGGCAUCGUGUGAUUGUGAGUGGGGGCGGCGGCGGCUCAGACAACACCGGCGCUGACUUCUCAACAUUCAAAGGAUUCGACGAUGGCUCUGGAGGUUCGGGAGGCGGCUUUACCGCUCAAGGUUAUUGGCAAGAUGUAAAUUAUUUUGGUGAAAAAUCUGCAAAUUCGAGGUUUGGCUUCAGCUUUGGAUAUGGAGAAUCUGCACAGCAACAUGGAUCAUUAAGUGAUUACGGAGUGAGAUCAGCCGACGGAGAGAGCGAUCGUCCAGGUGCAGGAGCUGGUUGGUUUGGAGGAUUCGCAGGGAUGAAUGGAAAUGCAGGUUCAGAAGGAGGAAGCUCAUGGGCAUUGACGAGAGCUUUGGAUUAUCCGAAAGAAUUCAUCACUGCAUAUGAUAGCUUCCAUAAUUAUAUUGGUAGCGAAAAAUAUGGAUUUGAUUCCACAAGUCCAUAUUUUUUCGAUAAUGUUCGAAGUUAUUCUGGCGUUUGGGAAGGUGAUGGGCAACUUGUCAUCACAAUACUAUGUACAUUAAAAUGCAGCAAAAUAUACUAUACAAGGAAUCAUUAUUUUUUCUUGUUGGGCCUCGUUUAA
Molecule: messenger RNA, 708 nt
Organism: Trichomonas vaginalis G3
Lineage: Eukaryota; Parabasalia; Trichomonadida; Trichomonadidae
Product: glycine-rich protein family
Exons: 1
Coding region: 1-708 (235 amino acids)
Source: RefSeq, a predicted model, not a curated record